AUGGCACACAUCGUUCCCGGUGUCCCCAGCAGCGGUGGGACUCGCUUUCCUAAGCAUUAUGCCAUGAGCCAGUGGAAUGAAGACCACCUACGCUUCGAGGCAGAUGUUUUCGAGCUUGAGGUCACUGGGGAGAUUCCCAGCACGAUUCAUGGUACCUUUUACCGAGUUCAGCCUGAUCAUGCAUUUCCACCAAAGUUCGCCGAUACGGAAAUCCCUCUCAACGGAGACGGCAAUGUUAGCUCUUUUACCAUUAAAGACGGACAUGUGGACUUCAAACAGCGGUACGUUAAGACGCCAAAGCUGCUGGCAGAGCGCAAAGCCAGACGGGCCGUCUUCGGCAGAUACCGCAACAAGUACACCGAUGAACCGCUCGUCCGGGACGUGCUCAGAGGCACAACAGCCAACACUCAUGUCGUCUUUCAUGAUAACAAAUUGAUGGCACUCAAGGAAGAUGCCCCCCUAUGGAAAUGGAUCCAAUCACCUUGGACACUAUUGGACCGAUUGACUAUCACGGCACCCUUCGCUGUCCCACCCAUACCGCUCAUCCCAAAGCGGACGCUGACACUGGAGAAAUUGAUCACCGAAGAGGUCUGGUUCCAGGCGCCCUGGCCGUGUAUGAUUCACGACUUCUGGGUUACAGAGAACUGGGUCGUGUUCCCAAUCAAUGGACUGAAGGCCAGCCUCGAGCAGAUGAAAAACGGCGGCGAUCACUUCUACUGGGAUGAGACACUGGAAUAUCAGCUCCUUGGCGUGGUCCCACGAAGGGGAGCAAAGCCGGAAGAUGCCAAGUGGUUCAAGACGCCUCAGGGCUGCUACUCGCACACCAUCAACGCCUACGAGGAGGGCGGCCACUUGGUGUUGGAUGCCAAUGUCUGGACCGACGCGCACUUCCCCUUCUUCCCCAACAGCAAGGGUGAGCGUUUCUUCACCGAUCCGACCAAGGUCACGUCGCCUAUUCUCCGGUACCGAUUCGACCCCAAGGGUAGCACCGACACGAUGAUCCACCAUGAGGCGGUACACGUCCCGGGUGUGAACGAGUUCGGUCGCAUCGAUGAUCGUCUUCUUGGCAAGAAGUACUCUCGCGUCUGGAUUUUGAAGGUUGAUCCCACCAAACCAGUGAGGCGCAGUGACCACGAAUUUGCUGCCCCGAACGCCGGUUUCAACACUCUAGUGUGCUACAACUUUGAGACCAGGGAGCUCCAGACGUACAGGCACGCCGACGACACCACGUUCCAAGAACCAGUGUUUGUGCCUCGCCACGAGGGGGCUGCCGGGGAAGAUGGAUACCUCCUUGUCCUGGCCGAUCGCUAUCGUGAGGGCCGAAAUGUUCUGUUGCUAUUUGACGCGUUGGACAUCACCAAGGGCCCAAUUGCCGAGAUCAAGCUGCCAUUUAAACUCAUGGAUGGUUUGCACGGUAGCUGGGUAGACGGUAAGGAGGUCGAGGCUGCAAGGAAGGCUGGUGCGUCUCAAAGAAAUGCGGACGGGAAGUAA
Penicillium canescens is the source of this 1491-nucleotide messenger RNA. RefSeq names its product carotenoid oxygenase family protein. Gene Ontology annotation, molecular function: carotenoid dioxygenase activity. The record is from RefSeq and is a predicted model, not a curated record. NCBI's taxonomy places the organism in Eukaryota, Fungi, Ascomycota, Eurotiomycetes, Eurotiales, Aspergillaceae. Gene Ontology annotation, biological process: carotene catabolic process. Bases 1 to 1491 code for a protein of 496 amino acids. The transcript is spliced from 2 exons.